This is a messenger RNA of Penicillium samsonianum, 918 nucleotides long. RefSeq names its product protein kinase. The coding region runs from base 1 to 918 and encodes 305 amino acids. Gene Ontology annotation, molecular function: ATP binding; protein kinase activity. The transcript has 4 exons. NCBI's taxonomy places the organism in Eukaryota, Fungi, Ascomycota, Eurotiomycetes, Eurotiales, Aspergillaceae. Gene Ontology annotation, biological process: protein phosphorylation. The record is from RefSeq and is a predicted model, not a curated record.
AUGGGACAGCAGUUGGAUGACGAGCUUAACAUUUCGAAACGCUGCCAAGGCCGGCAUUAUGUCAGAACGCUACUUGACUCUUUUGAGAUUGAUAGAGCUUCUGACAAGCAUCUAUGUCAUGUGCAUCCUCCUUUAUGGGAAAGCGUUUGGGCAUUUCUACACCGUAAUCCGAUAGGGAGACUUCCUCCAACCGUCCUAACGGGUGUUCUACGGUUUCUAUCCCUAGCGUUGGAUUAUCUACAAACAGAGUGCAAGAUUAUACAUACUGGUUUUUGGCCCGAUACAUACAUCAGUGCCGGUAAUAUCAUUAUCGGUAUUGAGGAUGACUCGGUUUUCAGCGAAUUUGAAGAGAGAGAAAUGCAAAUUCCCGGGCCUAGAAAGGUCGUGGGUCCAGAUGGAAGGACGAUCUAUCUGUGCCAGGACCUCAGAAUGCCGAAACGAAUAGGUCAUCCAAUUCUAUGCGAUCUUGGAUCGGCUGUGCCCGGUGAUAUAGAGCACUCGGAAGACAUUCAACCUAGCUUUUACCGUGCUCCAGAGGUAGUUUUAGGAGUUCCAUGGACAUACAGUGUCGAUAUAUGGAACGUGGGAUGCAUGAUCUGGGACAUUUUCGAGGGAGCCCAUUUAUUUACCGGCUACGACCCGGAGUUCGAACAGUACCGAAGUCGAGCCCAUCUUGCCGAUAUGAUCAAUCUUCUUGGUCCCCCGCCGUCCAGCCUUCUUGAACAAGACAAGGGAAGCACAGCAGCAAAUUCUUUACUGAGGAAUGUCAGUGAGCCAAAUUAUGACCAGUCAUUUUCAUGUCCAAAUUUACUUACCAUUUAUGAGUGUCUAGAUGAAUUCCGCGCUAGAGAUUUAUUGAAAAAUCAUUUUCCCCUUGAGGAAAGAGAAACCACUCUCGAGGGCCAAGACAAAGUGUAG